Messenger RNA from Ricinus communis (castor bean), 1244 nucleotides. RefSeq names its product non-functional NADPH-dependent codeinone reductase 2. The transcript is spliced from 4 exons. Lineage: Eukaryota; Viridiplantae; Streptophyta; Magnoliopsida; Malpighiales; Euphorbiaceae. Gene Ontology annotation, molecular function: aldose reductase (NADPH) activity. Gene Ontology annotation, cellular component: cytosol. Bases 198 to 1157 code for a protein of 319 amino acids. The record is from RefSeq and is a predicted model, not a curated record.
AAAGAAAAAUAGUUUCACAAAGUUUCCAUAAUACCAUAGGUAACAGAAAAUCCUAGAUGUAGGAAGUUAAAUUAUCGUGCUGCAUGCCUUUUCUUUUUAGUUCUUUCUUGCUCCAAUAAUUAGAUAGAAGAGAAGAGCAAAGGCAAGAAAGAGUUUGAAGAGGCAAAACCAUCAAUAAAUAAAUCAUAUACAGAAAAAUGGUGAGUAUUCCAGUCAGCAGCUUAGGGCCAAGUGAGCUAAAAUUUCCACUUCUAGGAUUUGGAACAGCUCAAUUUCCAUUUAGUGCUGAAGCAGUGAAGGAAUCAAUUAUUAAUGCAAUUGAAGUUGGAUAUAGACACUUCGAUACAGCUCAAAUCUAUGAAUCAGAGAAGCCUCUUGGCGAUGCCAUAGCUGACGCUUUGGAACGUGGCCUUAUUAAGUCACGCGAUGAGUUAUUUAUCACCUCUAAGUUAUCUCCCGGUAGCGGCCACUCUCAUCUCGUUCUCCCUGCACUACAACAGACUCUCAAGAAUCUUGGACUGGAGUACCUUGACUUAUAUCUCAUUCAUUUUCCUGUGAGUUUGAAGCCAGGAACUCACUUUCCUUUUAAACCAGCAGAAGAUAUUGUCAUAAUGGAUAUUGAAUCUGUUUGGAAAGCCAUGGAAGAGUGUCAAAUUCUUGGCCUCACGAAAUCAAUAGGUGUUAGCAAUUUUACCUGCAGGAAGAUUGAGAAAUUACUUGUGUCUGCAAGAAUCCCUCCGGCCGUCAAUCAAGUGGAGAUGAACCCUUUAUGGCAGCAGAAGAAGCUGAGGAAAUUCUGCGAGGAAAAGGGUAUCCAAAUAACAGCUUUCUCUCCAUUGGGAGGGAAAGGAACAAUUUGGGGAAGCAAUAGAGUGUUGGAAUGUGAGGUGCUGAAAGAGAUUGCCAGUGCUAAAGGAAAGACAGUGGCUCAGGUUUCCUUGAGAUGGGUUUACGAGCAAGGUGUUAGUAUCGUUGUGAAAAGCUUCAAUAAGGAAAGAAUGAAAGAAAACCUGGAGAUAUUUGAAUGGGAGCUAAGCAAGGAAGAGUUGCAGAAGAUAAAUCAAAUUCCACAGGAAAGAGUUGCUCUAGCAGAGAUGUACGUCUCAGAUGAAAGCCCUUACAAGUCCCUCAUGGAACUUUGGGAUGGAGAGUUGUAAUUGUUCUUGCAUAACAACUAUAGAUAUUUGAAAGAAUUAUUUCAUUUCUAUUAACAAUAUUGAUUAUGCUUAUCAUUGAUUUUCUUA